AAAAUCAAAAUUUUAUGCGGAAACACUGGUUUGAACGUCAAUUGUCAUUUAUUUUAGGUUUAGUAAAUAAAAACAUAUUAUUUUUGGAGAUCAUACGAAAAUGGAUACAAAAAUCAUGAAUGUCUGCAGAGUUUGUUUCCAUAAAUUCAAUGAAGGAACGAGAUUAUUUUUACGGAAUAAAGCCUCUGAAGAAAUUCUUAAUAAACUAUUUGUGUGCUUUCAAGUUUUAUUAAAAAACGACGGAGAUCUUCCCCACGCGAUGUGUAAACUGUGUAUUGAAAAGUUGAAUGAAGCUCACAAUUUUAGAAAUAUGUGUAUCACUAUCAAUGAGCGAUUUCAGGAAUACAUAUCCCACGAAUUCAAGAAACAUCAAAAAAAUAUCCCACUUGAAACGAAUGAGCUUACAAAUUACGAAGAUAGCCAAUAUUCCUUUAGCGGUUCAGCUUGCAAAGAUGCUAUAGAAAAGGAACAUAGUGUAAAUAGAACUAAGGAAAGUACUUUUUAUAAAGGAGGUUUUAAAUGCAAAAUCUGUAACAAAGUUUUAAAAUCAAUGUCAUCUUUAUUAAAGCACAAUAUUUCAAUGCAUGAGAAAAGGAAACGCGUGGGUAGAGUGACGGGGUUUGGUUCUGAACGGCGUUACCAUUGCACUUCAUGUUCAUACACAACUCCUCACAGCCAGACUUUAACCAACCACAUGAGACGACACAAUGGUGAGAGACCAUACUCUUGUGAAUGUGGUAAAACAUUCACCCAGUCAUCUAGUCUAGCAGCCCACAGGAAAACGCAUAGUAACACUACAUAUUUCACUUGCUCUGUUUGUGGCAAACAGUUUAAACAUGCAUUCACAUUAAAAAACCAUUUGAAUGUUCAUGAGCGUGGAAAUUUUAGUUGUAGCAUUUGUCAGAAAGUACUGAAAUCUAAACAGAGUUUACGGACACAUAUGCAAAGGCAUUACAAUAUUUGUAAUUAUAAUUGUGAGGACUGUGGAAAUACUUUUGUAACAUCCGCAGAGUUAUUAAAUCAUAGAAAAAAGCACAAUGUAGAGAAAAAAGUUGAAUGCCAUUUAUGUGGAUACAAAACCAAUUCUAAAAAAAACCUCAUCAUACAUCUAAAAAGACAUACCGGCAAUAAAGCGUACAAGUGUGAGCUGUGCCAAGUGUCAUUCUAUACUCACAGCGACCUACGCCGACAUCGGCGCGUGCACACGAGGGAGAAGCCAUUCUCAUGUCCUACCUGCUCACAGAGGUUCACACACAGCCCUAGUUUGAACAAACAUAUGCAGACAGUACACGGAGUUGAUUACAAGUGGGGAGAUAUGAAAUGGAAACAAACUAAAUAUUUCAAAGUGGCUGUGAAGAAAGAUGCUUUUGUCGCAUAAAUUCAUGAACUUUAUGAAACAUCAAAUAUGGACUUUAUUAAUUAUUAAUAGUGAAUAAGAUAUUACUAUUUCUCAAAUGUAUUGUGAUAAAAGACCACCAAAGGACUGGUCUCUUACUCAUCUUUACCGAAUGUAUAAGUCAAGACUAAGAUAAACAGGCUGUUAUGUUAUGUGUAUGUUGCAUCUCAUAUAACUAAAUUAAUUAGUGGAUUAAUUGAUAUUAUUAUAUUAAUGGAUUAAAAUAUAUUUUUAGGGA
Molecule: messenger RNA, 1634 nt
Organism: Manduca sexta (tobacco hornworm)
Lineage: Eukaryota; Metazoa; Arthropoda; Insecta; Lepidoptera; Sphingidae
Product: gastrula zinc finger protein XlCGF57.1-like
Exons: 2
Coding region: 101-1378 (425 amino acids)
Biological process (GO): regulation of transcription by RNA polymerase II
Cellular component (GO): nucleus
Molecular function (GO): DNA-binding transcription factor activity, RNA polymerase II-specific; zinc ion binding; RNA polymerase II transcription regulatory region sequence-specific DNA binding
Source: RefSeq, a predicted model, not a curated record